Hibiscus syriacus is the source of this 946-nucleotide messenger RNA. Its product is annotated as NAC domain-containing protein 2-like. Gene Ontology annotation, molecular function: DNA binding. The coding region runs from base 52 to 924 and encodes 290 amino acids. Gene Ontology annotation, biological process: regulation of DNA-templated transcription. The transcript is spliced from 3 exons. Lineage: Eukaryota; Viridiplantae; Streptophyta; Magnoliopsida; Malvales; Malvaceae. The record is from RefSeq and is a predicted model, not a curated record.
CCAAGUUUCAAUCGCCGUAGCUACAGAGAAUAAAGCCGCUGAAGGGGAAAAAUGACAGCAACGGAGUUACAGUUACCCCCUGGCUUUAGGUUCCAUCCAACGGAUGAGGAGCUCGUCAUGCUCUACCUCUGCCGUAAAUGCGCAUCGCAGCCAAUCGCCGCCCCGAUUAUCGCCGAAAUCGACCUUUACAAAUACGAUCCAUGGGACCUUCCUGAAUUGGCCUUGUACGGCGAGAAAGAGUGGUAUUUCUUUUCGCCGAGGGACAGGAAAUAUCCAAACGGUUCGAGGCCGAACCGUGCGGCUGGAUCUGGGUAUUGGAAGGCAACCGGAGCUGAUAAGCCGAUUGGAAAGCCGAAACCAGUCGGUAUUAAGAAGGCUUUGGUGUUUUACGCUGGGAAAGCACCUAAAGGAGAGAAAACUAAUUGGAUUAUGCACGAGUAUCGUUUAGCUGACGUCGACCGGUCGGCUCGAAACAAGAACAGCUUAAGGUUGGAUGAUUGGGUGCUGUGCCGGAUUUACAAUAAGAAAGGUAGCAUCGAGAAACAAACCCCACAGGCUAGAUUCAACCAGACCGUGGACAAGAAGCCGGAUAUUGCCGCACUGGAGAUGGACAAGUGUGGGCUUCACCUGGCUCCGACAGGUACAAUUAACGACGUCGUUUAUUUCGACACGUCCGAGUCGGUCCCGAAGCUUCACACGGACUCGAGCUGUUCGGAGCACGUGGUGUCUCCGGAGUUCACGUGCGAGGUACAAAGCGAGCCCAAACGGAGAGAGUGGCAGAAUGCGAACUCCAAUACUAGUCUUGACUUCCAGUAUAAUUACAUGGAUGCCACUGUAGAUACCGGGUUCACUUCGGAGUUCCAGAGUAGUAAUCACCUAUCGCCGCUGCAGGAUAUAUUCAUGUACCCACAGAAGCCGUUUUAAAAUGAAGGGUGGAUUUAGAAAA